Molecule: messenger RNA, 243 nt
Organism: Stylonychia lemnae
Lineage: Eukaryota; Ciliophora; Spirotrichea; Sporadotrichida; Oxytrichidae
Source: the annotation of a GenBank genome assembly
AUGAGCUUAAAGGAAAUUAUUGAUGAAGUUUUGAUAGAAACUCUGACAUUAAAUUAAUUGAAGCCCAAUCAUUUCCUAAUCUAGAACAAAGAUUAAACAUUGUACAGAGAAAUUAAAAAGAUGGCCUAAAGUUUCAAAUAAAGAUUUGACGAGACGGAAGAGAUGAAGAUGAAACGUAAAGAACUCAGCUCAUUUAUAUUAAAUUACGGUAGUGGUGAGGCUCUUAGUGGGCGUUUCUCUUGA